CGGGCUUCCGCUAGCAGGUUGGGUUGCGCUGGAGCCUGUGUGAGCACCGUCGGCAGUAAAGUUCCCAAAUAAAAGCUGUUUGUGUUUUGGCCGCGGCGGGGGCCAUCUUAGGUGUGCGAGGAUGAGUGUCGAGUUAAUGAUGGCUUGUGGCCCCGCCUCUUCAUACCACUGAUUAUGCUGCUUGACCUGCUGAGUAUCUCCAACAUUUUCUAUUUUUAUUUUGUAUUUGGAUUGCUGGCAGGCUACAGAUUAGUUGAAAAAGAAAGUGCCUCUUCACUUCCAACAGCUCCAGGGUGGGUCAAGGGGCUCAGUUGAAACUAAGCUGGCUCUCUGUAAACUGGACCAUGAAAAUACAGAAGAAAGAGAAACCGCCUUCCACUUCAAAGACUUCCAAGCAUCCUCUGACACCCAGUGCCUCACCAGUUGGUGAACACACAGUACAGCUCUCUCACACCAGUACCAAGGACCAACCAAGCCCACACAGUCCAGCCAGCACUCCAGAAGCUGCUGGUUAUCUGGUCGAGACCAGCAGCAAAAAAGUUGCACAUGGUACACAAUUGGAUGUGAGUGUGGACCAACCACUGCCUCUUACCAAGGCUGAGGAUGUCAGUACAGGGAUUAAGAAAAAAAGAAAGAAAAAAGAACCAAAGGAGGAAGUGAGUGGUGAAACGGUAACUGGUGCACCCAAACCAAAGAAGAAGAGAAAGGAACCCAAGGGUGACAAGGAACCGAAAGAGGGCAAAGGAGCAAAAGAGCCCAAGGGCUCCAAAGGGUCAAGGAGCCGUGGAGAGCCUAAGGAACCUAAAGGUACCAAGGGGGCCAAAGAGCCCAAGGAACCCAAGGGUGCCAAGGAACCCAAGCAGCUGAAAGAGCCAAAAUGUAAAUCCAACACUACACCCAAAACCAAGAGCAGCAAGAAAGCCAGCAAAGAACAAGGCCCAACGCCAACUGAAAAGAAGAAGAAAGGGAAAAGGAAAAAUGCUGUUCCAGCAGAAAAUUCUGAACAGGAGCAUUCAGCGGAAAAGACACCUUUGGCUACAGAGGAGCUGACAGAUGCACAGAAGCGUCGAUCAGGCCGUCAAGUAAAACGAAGGAAGUACAAUGAAGACUUGGACUUCAAAGUUGUCGAUGAUGCCGGUGAAACAAUUGCUGUACUGGGAACAGGGCGGAUUUCUCCGAACUCUGGGUCCUCACAGAAAGGAAACCAGACGAUGGAGAGUCAGGAGGAGGAUGAGUCUGCUGUCAUCGAGAAGAUUCUGGCUCAGCGAACCUUGCAGAAGGAGACCCCUGGUGGGAGCGUGCAGGAGGUGGAAGAAUUCUAUGUCAAAUACAGGAACUACUCGUACCUGCACUGCAAAUGGGCCACAGUGGAGGAGCUGCAGAAGGAUAAAAGGAUUCACCAGAAGAUCAAACGUUUCAGGGCCAAGCAGGCUCAGAUGAAGAACCUUUUUGUUGAGCCUGAUGAGGAGCCCUUUAAUCCAGAUUAUAUAGAGGUUGACCGGAUCCUGGAUGUAGCGCAUACGAUAGACUCUGAAACAUCAGAGCCUGUGACUCAUUACUUGGUGAAGUGGUGCUCCCUACCCUAUGAAGAAAGCACUUGGGAGCUGGUGGAAGACAUCGACCCAGCAAAGAUACAGGAAUAUGAGGACUUGCAGAUCGUGCCUGAAAUCACGCACGUGGAACGACCUCCUGCUGAAACAUGGAAAAAACUGGAGCUGUCGCGGCCAUACAAAGCGGACAAUAAACUCAGGGAAUACCAGCUGGAGGGAAUGAACUGGCUGCUCUUUAACUGGUACAACAGAAAAAAUUGCAUCCUGGCGGAUGAAAUGGGUCUGGGGAAGACAAUCCAAUCAAUUACAUUUCUGUAUGAAAUAUACUUGAUGGGAAUCCGGGGCCCUUUCCUCAUUAUUGCACCUCUCUCCACAAUAGCCAACUGGGAGCGGGAGUUUCGCACGUGGACGGAGGUAAAUGUCAUCGUGUACCACGGCAGUCAGAUCAGUCGGCAGAUGAUUCACCAGUAUGAAAUGCACUACAAGGACGCAGAGGGCGUUCCCAUCCAGGGAAUCUUCAAGUUCAAUGCAAUAAUUACCACCUUUGAAAUGAUCUUGGCUGACUGUCCUGAGCUGCGAAAAAUCCAAUGGAGUUGUGUGAUCAUCGAUGAGGCCCAUAGACUGAAGAACAGGAACUGUAAACUGCUGGAGGGUCUUAAGCUCAUGGCUCUGGAACAUAAAGUUCUUCUGACCGGAACCCCUUUGCAGAAUACAGUGGAAGAGCUUUUCAGCUUGUUAAAUUUUCUUGAACCCGUUCACUUUCCUUCUGAGUCCACCUUCAUGGAGGAGUUUGGAGACCUGAAGACUGAUGAGCAGGUGAAGAAGCUGCAGGCAGUGCUGAAACCCAUGAUGCUUCGAAGACUGAAAGAUGAUGUGGAGAAAAAUCUGGCUCCAAAGGAAGAGACCAUCAUUGAGGUGGAACUGACCAACAUCCAGAAAAAGUACUACAGGGCCAUCCUGGAGAGGAACUUCACUUUCUUGGCUAAAGGAGCUAACCAGGCUAACAUGCCAAACCUGCUGAAUACCAUGAUGGAACUGAGAAAAUGCUGUAACCAUCCCUACUUGAUCAAUGGUGCUGAGGAGAAAAUCCUGGAUGAAUUCCGUGAAGUGCACAAUCCUGACGCUCCUCAUUUUCAGCUGCAGGCCAUGAUUCAGGCAGCAGGAAAGUUGGUGCUGAUCGACAAGCUGUUGCCUAAACUGAUUGCUGGUGGGCACAAGGUGCUGAUCUUCUCUCAGAUGGUUCGCUGCCUGGAUAUACUUGAAGAUUACCUCAUCCACAGACGGUACACCUAUGAGCGAAUUGAUGGCAGGGUAAGGGGGAACUUGAGACAGGCUGCGAUCGAUCGCUUCUCCAAACCUGACUCCGACCGCUUUGUAUUUCUGCUGUGCACCAGAGCAGGAGGUCUUGGCAUUAAUCUUACUGCCGCUGACACUUGUAUCAUCUUUGAUUCGGAUUGGAACCCACAGAAUGACCUGCAGGCUCAGGCUCGUUGUCAUCGGAUAGGGCAGAGCAAAGCCGUUCAAGUGUAUCGCCUCAUAACUCGUAACUCAUACGAGCGGGAGAUGUUUGACAAGGCCAGUCUCAAGCUGGGUCUAGACAGAGCUGUGCUGCAAGCAAUGAAUCGCAGAGGAAACACUAAUGGGGUGCAGCCAUUGUCUAAGAUUGAAGUAGAGGAUCUACUUCGUAAAGGAGCAUAUGGAGCCCUAAUGGAUGAGGAGGAUGAAGGCUCAAAGUUUUGUGAAGAAGACAUUGACCAGAUCCUACUUCGUCGAACUCGCACUAUCACCAUUGAAUCGGAAGGGAAGGGGUCCACUUUUGCAAAGGCCAGUUUUGUAGCUUCAGGCAAUAGAACGGACAUCUCCUUAGACGACCCCAACUUCUGGCAGAAAUGGGCCAAAAUUGCAGAGCUGGAUAUAGAGUCGAAGAAUGGAAAAGACAGCUUGGUCAUCGACACACCACGUGUCAGGAAACAGACCAAACACUACAAUUCGUUUGAGGAUGAUGAAUUGAUGGAGUUCUCUGAGCUUGACAGUGACAGUGAGGACAAACCUUCAAGGUCUCGUCGUCUCCACGACAAGACCCGUCGCUAUCUCCGGGCAGAAUGCUUUCGGGUGGAAAAGAACCUGUUGAUAUUUGGGUGGGGCCGGUGGAAGGACAUCCUUUCGCAUGGACGGUUCAAAUGGCACCUGACAGAGAAGGACAUGGAGACCAUUUGCCGCACCCUCCUGGUCUAUUGCCUGAAGCAUUAUAAAGGAGAUGAGAAGAUUAAAAGUUUCAUCUGGGACCUUAUUACUCCUACAAAGGAUGGACAAAAUCAAGCGCUGCACAAUCACUCAGGGCUCUCAGCACCUGUGCCCAGGGGGAGGAAAGGCAAAAAGCUGAAAACGCCACUGUCACAGCCAGAGCUGAAGAAUGCUGACUGGGUGGCCAGCUGUAACCCAGAGGUGCUCUUCCAUGAUGAUGGUUACAAGAAACAUCUCAAACAGCACUGCAACAAGGUCUUGCUGAGAGUCCGAAUGUUGUAUUAUCUCAAGCAGGAGGUGCUGGGGGAAGCUGCUGACAAAGCUUUGGACGGUAUUGAUGCAAGUAAGCUGGAAGUCUGGAUUCCCGAGGUUGACUACAAUGAUAUACCAGUCGACUGGUGGGAUGGAGAUUCCGACAAGUCCCUGCUCAUUGGCGUCUAUAAACAUGGUUAUGAGCGAUAUAAUGCAAUGAGAGCUGACCCAGCACUCUGUUUCCUUGAGAGGGUGGGCAUGCCUGACGAGACCUCGCUGGCAGCUGAGCAAGGAGGUGUCGACCUGCCAGCAGACAUGAGCGAAGGGGUUGACCUUUGUAAAGGUGAUGACUCGGAGUUGAAGUCUGAUGGGCAGUUCAAAGACCAGCCAGAUGAAGAUGCAAACUCCUGCAUUGAAUCUGGAAUUACGGAGAAAGGGGAGGAUUCAAUCCUAGGCCAGGAUGGUACAGACAUUGACCGUCCACAGUGGCCAGUUGCAUCAGUGCUCACAGCUCGUCUUCGCCGCCUCAUAACAGCCUACCAACGCUGCAAUCGCAAGGAGCUGGUGAGGAUGGAAUCGCUGGCUCGCAAUAACCGGCGUCGCUGGUAUCCGCAGGAUGAGAUCUGGGGAAGGGUACCAGAAAUGGACAUUGUUACCAUGGAAAUCCAGCAAAGGUGGACAAGGAGGGAACAGACAGAUUUCUACCGCGUAGUCUCAACAUUUGGUGUGGUUUAUGAUCCAGACAAGAAGCAGUUUGACUGGAACCAGUUCCGCAGUUUUGCCAGGUUAGAGAGAAAAACGGACGGGAGCCUGGAGAGGUAUUUCCGAAGCUUCGUGGCUAUGUGCCGGAAUGUUUGCAGGCUGCCUCAGAGGAAAGAAGAGGCUUCCGAUCCAAACAUUUUUGUCGAGCCCAUCACUGAGGAACGAGCUUCAAGGACUCUGUACCGGAUAGAGUUGUUGCGCAAGGUUCGGGAGCAAGUCCUCCGGAGCCCGCAGCUGAACGAACGGCUGAAACUCUGCCGUCCCAGCCUGUACCUGCCGGUGUGGUGGGAAUGUGGUAAACAUGACCGUGACUUGCUAAUCGGCACUGCCAAGCAUGGUCUCAGCAGGACAGAUUACUACAUCCUAAACGAUCCUCAGCUUUCCUUCCGAGAGGCUCACAGAAACUACGUGCAGAACGGGAACACCUACUUCCAAAACGUGCCGGCACCUUGCAGCCAGUCUUCACUCAACUUCAGCCAGUCUGCUUCUCCUGCAUCCACUGUGCUCACUCUGGGGGAGAAGGACAAUAUUGAGCAGAUUGAUGUGGAGCAGGAGAAGAUGGAGGAGGCUUUGGAUGAUCCGAGCCCCCAGGUAGGAAUGCUCAGCGAGUGUUCGGAAGUGAAGAACGAAGAGGGUGCUGCUGAUGCUGUAAACAAGUGCAGCACUGCCCAAGCUAACCUCAGUCCAGCUGAUUCAGUGGCUGCAGGGAAUGAAUGGGGAGCUGUCAAUUGCACACAGACCAAGUUUUACACUGUGCCGAAAACACACAUCAAGUCUGAAGAGGCGAAUGAUGUGGGUGGAAUCUGUGCAGAUGGAGAUGGAGUGGAAAGUUCACAGAAGCCUGUGCUUGAAUCUUGCAGCAGUGCAGAAACUGUGCCAUUGAGAAAUUUGCAGCCUAUCUGUGUCGGUACUGUCCAGUCACCAGUGAACUGUCUAAGCUUUCUGCAGGUGAAAUCCAACGGUGUGUUAGAAGUGCACCCUGCAUCUGAGGAGAUGGUGGAUACUUCAGCACCUGUGUGUGGUGUUGCUGGAGUGCAGCCCGUGUUGGAUACAGUGCUUGGUGCCAUUUCUAAGUGUGACCUUGUGCAGGACAAGCAGGUUAAAGUGGAAAAUGAAUGUACAGUGGAUAAGAGCUCGACAGAGGUUACUGAUGGUGAGACGCCUGUGGGGGAACACAUUUAUGACAUGCAGAUUGACUAUCCAGGCGUUUGUCACACACAGACUACAACCAAUAGCACAGAUAAAACAUGGAGUAAAGCCGGCCAGCUGGCUGAAUCGAACUUUUCAGCUGCUGUGCCUGCAAGUCCGGAAGCCACCAAUGGUUCAAAGCCGACUGAAGCUGUGACAGGCACUGAUCAGCAAGGUGUGGCUAUGGAUGAGACUAGCUCAGCAGAGCAGGUGGGCGUCAUGACUGUUGCAAAUGAUGAAUCAGACCACCCAGAGUUCGAGACAAUUGCUGCAAAAAGCCUGCCGAGUGGAGCCCAGUCGCUUGGAGGUGCUUAUUCAAUGGUGAAGACAAUGCAGGAUGAGCCAGAAUCGUCCUCAGCCCAUGAGGGCAUUGUUCCCAUAAAGAGGGAGCUGACAAUCAGGCAUCUCCUUGAGGACUGCAUGAAAGACAGUCUCUGUGAAACAGAAGAGAAAUCUGAGGAAGAUAAUUCACAGCCUGAAGCUAUCCCACUGAAGAAUUUUGAUGAGGAGAGCAACACUUCUACCAGCCUGGUCCAAGAUGAGAUCCAGGACACCCUCCUUCAGGAUAUCCGAGAACCAACCAUUGCUCAGCUGUUACAAGAGAAAACACUCUACUCUUCUGCUGAGUGGCCUAAGGAUCGAGUUAUCAUAAAUCGCAUCGACAACAUCUGUCACGCCGUGUUGAAAGGGAAAUGGCCGUCAGCACAACAGCAGAACCUUGAACCUGCUGGUGUGAUGUAUUCCAUGGCUGCCCCUGCAGAGGGUCUGAACGUGAGGAGCUGCCUCAGUGUUCCCAUGCAGGCUGCACAUACUCUCAGCUUUGCUGAUGGCUCUGUCUCCUCCCAUCAGCUUCCAAAGGAGAGCUUACUUGCAUUAACGUUCCCGAGGGAUCAAAGGAGAAGGAGGCGGAAAUACGAGUUUGAGACAGAUCGAGGUGCAAAGAGGAAGAGCCAGGAGGAGGCAGUCCCAAUUCUCACACGCCCUCCUAUAAUUUUGAAUGGGUGGCAGGAAACUGCCAUGGACCUUUCAAAGGCAUCUGAAGAGGCUCCUGGCUCUGUGCCAGUCAUUAUUAGUACAAGCACCCCGAAGCUGGGCUCACUGGACCCCUCAACUGCUUUCAGGGCAGACAUGGCCGGGAUUCUGCAGGCAGGCCUCGUCCAUCCAGUCACAGGACAGGUGAUAAACGGCGCCUAUAGAGGAGAUGACACAUCGAGGAGGAGGAGAGGGCGACGAAAGAAUGUUGAAGGUGUUGAUAUCCUCUUCAUGAAGGAGAAAAAGCCAGAGAAUCUGGAGACAGGCCUGUCGAAGCAGCUUUUCUCUGGGGCAGCUCGCUCAGCUGACAACAUGGCCAGCAUGAUGAUUAAACUCCCUCAGGGCAAGCAGCAACUGGCAAACGAGGAGGAAGAGAAAAACAAGAGUCUGAUUGAGUGGUUGAGGCAGCAUCCCACGUACACCAUGGACGUGUCCAACCUGUCUCCCAAUUGCACCGCAAUUUUACAUGGCCUUUCAGAACGGCCGAAGCAGAGGAGGCAUCGCUGCAAGGAUCCCAGUAAACUGGACAUCAACUCGCUGACUGGGGAGGAAAGGGUACCUGUCGUUCAUAAGGGAAGUGGAAGGAAGCUGGGGGGAGCCAUGGCACCACUGAUAAAAGAGCUGGCACGGUGGCUGGAUGCAAACCCAGAGUACGCUGUGGCACCGGAGUGGGCAGAAAUCGUGAAGCACUCGGGCUUUCUACCGGAGAACAAGUUCAGCCGCAUCCUGACGGAGCCCGUGGUGAAAGAGGCUGGUGCCAGAAAGCGGGGGAGGAGACCACGGAGUGAAAUGGUCAAACCUGGCGGUGUUGUCGGUGACACCACCUCGGCAAUGGGACCAAUGUUCAUGAACGGGCUCAUCGCUGGGAUGGAUCUAGUGAGCCUUCAGAACCUCAGAAAUAUUCAUAACCUUCAGCUGGCUGGGCUGAUGGGAUUCCCAGCUGGAUUUGCCACAAUCCCUUCAGGAGAGGAUGGCAAGAACAGCCUGAACAUGUUGCCCAUGAUGCUCCCUGGGAUGGCUGGGAUGUCACACGUGUUUGGUGUCGGGGGAUUGUUGAACAGCCCAUCAGUGGUGUCAAGUACCAGUACUUCAUGUACGUCCACAUUGACGACAAGUGUUUCUUCGAAAGCAAAUAAAGGCAGCGAACAGCAGGGCGGUGCUGCCGAGUCGAGGAAACACGAGGAAGGUUCUUUAUCAGGGGAGAAACCAGGUCCGAGUUCAUCUUUCCCUGACUCUGGAGAAGCCAGAGUCACCACCAGCAACGCGUUGCCCUUCAACCCAUUCCUGCUGCACAGUAUGCCUGCCGGAUUAAUAUACCCUUCCAUGUUCCUUCCGCACGGUGUUAGCAUGGCGAUGCCUGGCUUUGCACGAGCCGGGCACUCUGAGGGAGACACCACUGGAAGCCCAAAGAAGAAGAGGAAGAAAGCCAAGGAGGAGGCUCCAAAUGAUGGGACUGAACCCUGCCCACAGCUAACAAAAGCAGAAGAGAGCACGAGAAAUUCGACAGACUCCACUGCCGUACAGGACAGUUCUGUGCAGGAGACUAAGAAAAACUCUGUAGAUGGUACUCAGAAUGCCGAGUAGAAUUUAUAUUUACUUUUAGGUCAACUUUUAGAUUUUCUUGAUUUAAUAUUUUAAACCAUGUUUAUGAUCCCUUCCUGCCUCGAACUGUUCUCUCCCCCAACCACCCUCCCCCUCCCCACCAAUCCUCCUCCCCACUCACACUGUGGGGGGUGCUUAGGAAUUUAAAGCAAUUGUGUUAAAAGACAUCCUCUGAGGUUGCUUUGAUGGUAAGUUUUAAGUGGUGACUGCAUUCUCCACAGCACAAACUCUGCUUUGGUUGUUGCUUCAGAGAUUAUGGUGGGCUAGUCUUUGGGGAUGGGAGAAGAGAGAAGUGAGGAGGCAAAAAUGUCCUGAUUCUCCAUCACCUAGAUGUCACAUAAGGGGAUCACCAACAGUAUUUCACCUCCCUUUUUUUGUAAUACCCUGGCCACAGGAGAGGAGGGAGGAUUCUGCCAGCUUAACUCUCUCUGGCUGGCAAGAUCGAGAGAGUUUAUGUGCUUGUCCUGCCUUUACACAGAACCAGUAGCCCGUUGGUGAGUCUGUUAUUAGGCAUUGCAUUAUGGCUUUGUGUCGCAAUCCAAUAAACUCUUUAUAGGAUUGCACACCUCACACAAUAGCCAUUCCACUUUCUCUUAUAUUGGAACCAAUUGGAGCAUUUGAUGCUGGGAGAAGGGAUGAGGUGAAUAAAAAUUACAGUGAUCCUUCGGGACAAAUCCCCUGGAAAAGUUUGCAAAUUAGACUUUUAAAAGAUACACAAAGCAUGUACAGAAUGAUUCUUUCUCUGGAUUGAGGAACCAGUUAGAAAGCUGAGUGACAAACCGAGGGGAGUUGCGCUGUAUUACUGGCAUUCUCAGCGUGACACACAUAUAAACCAAGAUCUGGUGGGAGCAAGUUCGUAGCCCUGUGUGAUACACAGAUCAAGAGGUUAUUUUGAGCCAAGCAGAUGUAAAUACUGGUGCUGAUCUAUAAAGGUAAAUUGAUGCCAUGAAACUCCAAUUAUAGAUUAGUUGCUUUUAGUAAAUGCAGAAAAUGCUGGAAGUACACAGGUCAGGCAGCAGCUAUGGAGAAAGAGUACAACAUUAUUGUUUGAGAUCUGUGACCUCGCAUCAGUUCUCUGGAAAGUCAUCAACCUGAAUCAUUCUCUCUUUUCUCUCCAUAGCUGCUGCCUGAUCUACUGAGUAGUUACAGCAUUUUCUGUUAUUGUUUCUGAGUUCAUCUGCAGUUUUUGCUUUUUAAAUAGUUGCUUGUAACUAGUUCUAGCUAAAGUUCAUCUGCUAAGGAACUGAUGAGGUAUUUGCCAGAUAUCACGCCUUGCUUUUGUCUGCUGUCAACAGCCAGAAUCUGUAUCCCUUCUGUCUGCUUGUCCUGCCAAUGUGCCAGCAGGCUGGUGCUCAGUAACCAGGCCUGCCAAAGAUUCCACCUCACUUCCCUCCUGCACCUCUGCACCCUCUGCACCAACUCCAUGAGACAGCAUCUUGUAAUUCAAAGUCUUGGCUUCUCAGAUUUAUGUAACACAUUUUGGUAGUACUGCUGACCCCUGUAGUAAGGUGUUGGGACACUGGUUUCCACAUAGCAAGGAGAUUCUGAAUCCUACUGUAGUAAUUUUGUGUAAUUAUAAAAUAAAAUACUCAGUAGGUGUGUGAAUGGAAGAUGAGGUUUUUCUGUUACUGUAUGACACGUUUUUUUUGUAUUUUAGUUGUUUUAUGAGGGUGGGAGGGAGCCAGAUUAUAAUCAAAUAUUUUCUGCCUUUUUUUAGUCUUUAGUUAGUGAAUUGUUAUUGAUUUUUAAACAACAAAAAAAAUUUUUAAAAGGGUCACUAAAGACCAAUUUUCUUGAUGACUCUUUCUGAAUCCAGUCCAUUGCAGAGUGGGUGGCAGUGUAAGUCCCUCAUUAACUUGGUGGAGCAUUGAGAACGUGGCCUGGGUUAGUAUUAUUUGAUGAAAUGCCCCUGUUCUCUGCACCCUCACCCACCCACACCCCACUUCCAACAUAUAGCUCAGAAGAUGCCAGAAUGCAGUUUAAUUGUGGCUAAUUAACAGAGAGGAAUAUCCUAUAAAGAAGUGAUAUCACAGUGGCAGCAUGCAUGGAAAGAGUUUUUAACUACACUCCCUUCCCCUUGGCCUACCCUUUGCUGCUUUGACAAUACCAGCAGACUGAGGCAACAGGUGGACGCUGGCCUCAGUUCAACCAAGCAAAUGUCCUGGUGCCAGGUCCUGAGACUGAGUUUGGAGAUGAAGCAGUAUCCUGGUGCCAGGUCCCAUGACUGAGCUUGGAGAUGAAGCUUUUUGUUGAUGGUUUAUUUCCAAAGGGAAUAUCAAGUUUUGAAGUAUUCAACGUUUACUGUCCACUGAAGUUUUUUUUUAAAAACAAAUGUUGGUUUUCAUUUUCUUUACUGUUACAACCUUACAUAACUUAUGGAUUGUGCUGAGGUCCAAAUGUUGAGUCAUAUAUUUCGUUACUACAUUAUUUAUUCAUCUGUUGAAUGUCUGUGUUUUUUAUUAUAUAUAAUAAUUAUUCUGAAUCACUAACUAUAAAAUUCUGUCUUCUGUUUUUUUUAACCUUAAAAGGCAAGCAAAUGGUCUUUGAUGUUUGCACGGUGUAUUCAGCAGUUUCAAGUUUGAAAACUUUAGAUUAUUUCCAAAAUCUUUUAUUGGAGAUGCUUUACAAAAAUGCACUGUGUUUGAUGAGACAGUAUCCCAUAUGUUUGUCUGCACUCAGUUCUGAUAAUCCAAAUCACUUCUGGGGAAAAGUGUACACUGUAGUUGGUCUCUUACUGUGCAAAGUUGCUCUCUGUGAUAUAAAGCAGCAAUUAACCCUGAAUGUCCCUGGAAAACCCAAAGGUUCUCUAAACAAUAGUAAUGGUAAAUGUGGAUCUGACUGUUAAAAUGUUCCACAAAUGAUGCUGCUUCGUGCAAAAUUGACAUUUGGGCUGGGGAUAAAAGAGUUAAAAGUAUCAGAAAUCAGGUGACUAAACAAUAUUUUCCUGCACCACCCACUGCCUCCCACCAGCGUUGUUGCAUCCUGUUGCAGUCCUGCCCAUCUAUUGCUUACUGAACUUGCUGAACUUGCCUUGUGUUACAUCAUGUUAACAGAGGUGUAGACAGCAAUCAAUUUACAUCAAGCAAAGGGAGGCCAAUUUCACACAGAUGGUUGAGAGAGGAGGCCAACUCUCCUUGUAUUAGUUGACCUUUUAAGAUGCUUUCAAUACAAUUCUGUAGUUAGUUUGGACAUAACUUGUCUACUAAGGUAAAACAGUUUGAGAAGUGAAAUAUGUACAAUCCCAGUAAGGAGCAAUGCAACGUGGUGAAGUAUCCAUUGUUGGGUGGUGCUGUGGAAGGAACCUGGUAGCAGGUGAUAUUUUAACUGUGUGUCAUCUGAAUUGCUGAUCGCUUUUUCAGGAAGGUGUUGUGUUGCAAUAUGAACAGCACAUUUAGACUGAUGUAUGGAGAAUGAAGUGCAGGUUGGGCUGUACCUGGCAGCUUGUGUUUCAUAUUUUCAAGUGGUUGGUCAAAGGGACUUGGGUGAGGUCCUGGAUGCAGGUAGCCUCCCUCUUUCAAGAUUAAGUUUAAAUAAAAGCUUUAAAAUUGGCCAGGGAAGCAGUGUCUUCCAAUUGAGGUGUUAAAAAAGCCUUUGUAAGAUAGCUGUGCACUGAGGCCUGGUGAGCACACAACAGUAGUUACUGAUGGCUAAAAGAAUCUUUGGUCAGCACCAAGCACCAGUGACUACACUGGAUUAGGGUGGCAAUGUAGGCGCACAGAGGCUGACCACUGGGGGAUCAGAAUGCAGCACUGUUCCGCGAACCAAUAUUGAAGAACUGACUGAUCCACACCGCCUGCAGAUUCCCAUUUCCCCUCUCUGGCCUCCUGGGUGUCUGUUUCAUGGUUUCUGAUGAGGCUAUCCCAUCAGUAUGACUUCCAAACAAAACAGUUUAAAGAGGGGAUCUUGAAGUUGACCAUCAGUUUUGCAUUGCUGUUGCCUUUUUUCUCUUUCCUGGUGACCACCCGAACCCAUCUCCAUCUCCCAGUAAAACAGAGGAGACCAUUCUACACAAUUCAAUUAUCUCACCCCUACCUACCAGACUUUGCUGACAGAUUCCAGCAAUAAGUAAUAAACUGACACAUCUGUAAUUCCCUAAUUUUUGCCUUCAUUAAAUAAUGGAGUGACAUAUGCAAUUUUCCAUCCAGAAGCACAAUUCUUGUAUUUUUGCAGCUUUUGAAAACUAUGACUGACGUUCUGAACUUUCCCAGCCUGUUUCUUCUGAUACCCUGGGGUACAAAUCCGUGUCUAACUUAAGUCCCAUUAUUGGCACAUUGUCUAAUUUGUAUUUAAAUACACUAAGUUCUUACCCUUUAUUUUUUUCUGUACAACUGAUAGUUUUCCUAAUUCCGUUUCGGAGGAGCACAAAGCACUGAAUUAAUGUGCCUGUCAUUUCAUUAUGGUCCGCUAUAGAUUUGCUGAUUCUAACCAGCCCAUAUUCCUUUUCACAAAUCUCAAUAAAUUUAAAAGAACUUCUUUAACUUUAUCCCUUACAAUUUUAUUAACGCCUUUUUCUACACCCUUUUCUGUAUGACAUAUAACUUUAUAUUUCUUCUGCUAGAUUCCCAACUUUCAUUUAUGCAAAGCCUUUCCUUCAUUGAGUAUGUUUGCUUAAAUAUAAAAGUGAAUCUAUUAAAUUUUAGAGGAAUGUUUGGUCCCUUGUCCAAAUAUUAUUUGCAGUAACGGUUGGUUUUCUACCUGCACCUUUUAACAAUAAUAAAUCUUGAGGGAAGGUUGUUCAGUUUUGUGAAUCUUGCUCUCUAUUUUCCUGAUGUAAUUUUGAUCUGAUGCUCGUGCUAUACUCUGUUCUGGUGUGAAAUGGAGACACAGACUGCAGAUGCUGGAAUCUGAAGCAAAAAAAAAACUGCAGGAGGAACUCAGUGGGUCAGGCAGCAUCUGUGGAGGCAAAGGGAUGGUCGACGUUGUGGGUUAAGACCCUGCAUCAGAUGCUGCUUGACCCGCUGAGUUCCUCCAGCAGUUUGUUUUUUGCUCUUGAUUUGUGAAAGUACAGAUUACAUAGCCCCAAGCCCCACUUUCUUGUUGUUAUCAGUCACACAAAUGGGUUAUGAGUAUUCAAGUCCUCUUUUGCUGUUACCCAGUGGUAAUGCAGAUCCAAGAGCGUUUUAGGAGAGACAGGAGCACAGUUUAGUCUUAAGUCAGGAAAGGCAGACCUCCGCGGACUUUGGUUUCAACUGUCAGUGAGAAUUCCAGAUGGCAGACUCGGUAACCAACUGUCACAAAUUGUUGGAAGGAUUGAUGGACAUUUACUGGAGCAAGAUGCAACACUUCUUGGAGUGAAUUACUGGUCUAAUGGACCUCCCACGUUUCAUAAGAUUCUCCAUUGUUCUUUUAUUCGGCCAUAAUUGGGUGCAAAAAAUUGUGCAAAUCCACUCCUGAUCAUACAGUCUAACUGACACAAGUAUUGUUGAAAUUGCUUUUGAGGAUAGUCUGUAUGGCUUGAGCAGACCAAUAAAUGGGAGUAUGUCUUUUUAUAACAUGAUAACUCUUACUCUGCAGUGCCCUGUGCAGACUUUCCAUUUCCUGCUACAAAGACUUCUAACACUAAAAGCUUAGCAAAGAGGAAAAAAAAGGUAUAAGCUUUCAAAACCAUUCCUGUUUGCAGAUAAGCCCUAUAGUUAUCUAUGUAAUAACGUGUUUUUAAAAAUAAAAAAAAAGAAUUUUGAGAAUUUGAUGCAGAAUGCGCACUACAGGGAGCCACUUUGAGUCAGACCUGGUCAGGAUGAAUCCUUUUACUUGAACUCUGCGAAGUAAUCUCACAAAGUUAAUUUUAUGGGAUCUGAUCCCUGUCUAAAGAGCACAUUUUGAGUGUUAUGGAAAGGUAACCUCAGUUCAUCAUUUUGUUUUUGCUCUUUAUCGUAAAUUGACCAAAUGCUGAUUGAACCAAUAACAAGGUACCUGUGAAGGAAUUGUGGGGGUGGAACGUCAGUUAGCAGCAGCAGACCAGGGUGAAUGAAUUGCAGUGGUUUAAAGCUGUGUUUGGAACAAGUUACAUUUAUAUCACAAAGCAAGCUGUAUAUUAUGAGAAACGAGCACAAAUUGAGAAUGGGAAGAAUGGGCUACAUAUCACAAGGCCAGACCUUCUGUAAAUAUAAAAAUAUACUUGACAUUCUUUAUUUAAAAUGCAGAGGGACUCUUUAGAGAAUUAUAGCAAUAAAUUAGAGAACUGUUAUGUGUUGUAUAAAGAAUUUGUGAAGUAUAUUUCUGUUCCUCUGUUCAUUUCAGCAGGCUUUGUUUUGUAAUGAGGCCACUGUAGAAUAAUGAGUAAAAUGAAAAAUUUAAAAAAAAUUUUAGAACUGCUUAGACACUCUGUUACACAAUGGCAGUGGAAAGUGAAACUAGACUGUGUGUAGUUUCUUCUAUUUAUCCUUUUAAUUUGUUGAGUUUUACUUUUUUAUAGGUAUUCCUUUUGUGUAAUUUAUAUAUAGGUGUACAGACUAUAUGCUGGUCACUGGUUCCACUCAGUUUCCUUUUGAGCUAUGUUUUUAGUUUGAUGUACCAAUUUUGUUUGGAUCAGACGGCAGCACUGAAAGAUAAGCCCUCUUGUAGACCACCCCACUUAAAUCAAUAAUUUUAAAUGUUUCAGUGUUCAUGAAAGGUAUGUGUGUUCUUGUUACCUUGUGCUAACUAGACCCAGAAAUAGCUGGAAGAGCCAGAGUUAAUUUCUAACUGCACCCUGCGGUUUGCUUAUUGGUUUUGGAGGAGGGUGGAAAUGAGUCAAACGUUUCUUGUGAAGCUGGAGCAUAAACCUUCAACCCUUUUGAAAGCAUUGCAUGUUGAACUGGCAAUGGAGAAAACAUCACCGCAGGAAUUACCUAAAUAAUGCCUUUUUCCAGAUGUACCUGUUUCAUAUCUCCAUCACAUUGUGGUUGGUCUGCAGUGUUUACACUUGGAGGUGAGCUGGUGUUCCAUCAACCAAAGGCUGCCAGUGGUAAUGGAGUUUGUCACACAACACCUGCUCCCACGCAUUGGUUUCUAACAGUGUGGCUUCUAUUCUCUUCUCUACUUAUCACUCUGCCCCAAAAAUUGCUUGGACCUUGAGGUGUGAAACAGGCAUCACUUGCCCAGGAAUGCUAAUGGGGUCCUGCAGAAAUUGCUUUGUGAUAAUGUAGUUUGACUUUGGAAUAUUCCAAUCAGUCCUGAAGGUUUUUUUUCAGUCGAGCAUUUCCAGUAACCUGGCAUUAAGUAUAAACUGUUCAGUGAUGAUUCAAGCACUGUGUUUAUUAACUUUUGUUUCCACUGUUGUUUCCAUUGUGUUGGAAACAGAAUAAAAUUUAACUAUCAAUAAAAGAAAAGAUAAAUGGAAGUUGAUAACUUUUAUAUUUUAGAUGUCUUAAUUUAUGAAUGAUUAGUAUAUGCUGUCUGUGAUGUACAGCUGUUCUAAAGUCCACAUUGUUGCAGUCUUAAAAACGUGUGCCUCCAUUGUGUGAUGGGUACAAGAUUGUCUUCAGAUCCACCAAGCCCUGCUUCAGCUUCCAGAGGUAGUCAGCUGAGGCUGCCCGUAUUAAUAAGGAAAUGCUCUCCCAAAUCAAUAAUUCAGACAGCUCAAGAAUAAUAACUGCCUGAAGAGAAUAAGGGAUGAGCAACCAAGAUUCUGCUUAUUCUGUCAGGUUAUUUCUGAUGGUCGUGGUUGGUCAGGGUCCAUGAGCAAGCGGGUGGCCUGCACCGUACUGUUCUAGCAUGACAGCUGUAUGGCAAGGAACUCCCAAAUAGGAAGGGAAUCAAAUAGCAGGAUUGCUUUGACAGUUGUCAGACAAAUUGUGACAAAUUUUGCUUUAUACUCAUGUGAUAGAAUGAUUUCCAAAUCCUACCAAGCACGAGAGAUCUCUUCCCCAUCCCACGCCCUCUCCCCAAUCGACCUACGCCACCAGUUGGAGCUGGUUUCCAAAUGGAGCAUCUAGGCAUUGGGUGAGAAGGAUAUGUAAUGCAAGGUUCCUGUGGCAAUCAAGGCUUCUUCCAAUUGUGUUUGCCCUUGUCUCCACUAAUGGCAUCAUGGCUUAGGAUUCUCUCUGCUCUUCAAUCUCUUACCAUUUUCCUGUUCUUAAGAUUAAGCCUUAGAAGACAUUGUUUUCAAAUUUAGUUGCAAUACUACGCUAAGUACUGAAUACCUCAUUUAUUUUGUAACAGUAUCCCCAAUUCUACUGAUAUGAUUGCUCUUGUAUCCUAAUCCUGUACCUGACUUGUUGAAAGCCUCAA
Molecule: messenger RNA, 16841 nt
Organism: Pristis pectinata (smalltooth sawfish)
Lineage: Eukaryota; Metazoa; Chordata; Chondrichthyes; Rhinopristiformes; Pristidae
Gene: chd6
Product: chromodomain helicase DNA binding protein 6
Exons: 40
Coding region: 345-8612 (2755 amino acids)
Molecular function (GO): ATP-dependent chromatin remodeler activity; protein binding; ATP binding
Source: RefSeq, a predicted model, not a curated record